ACACACCACUAUUUAUAGGGCCUUUCUUCUGCCCAAACGGCAACUCCUCCCAUUUCUCUCUCUCUCUCUCUCUCUCUCGGUGUCACAGAUUAGAAGGGAAAGAAGCGAAGCGAUGCCUUGUCUUCCUGGAACGAGGACUUGCAUCGAACACCAAGAGGAGGAGACGGAGUGGGAGAGGUGUACGGCGCACGAGGUGCCGGAGGCGGUGGCGAGGCACCACGAGCACGCGGUGGGGUUGAACCAGUGCUGCUCGGCGGUGGUGCAGGCGGUGAAGGCCCCGGUGGCGGCGGUGUGGUCGGUGGUGCGGCGCUUCGACCAGCCGCAGGCGUACAAGCAAUUCGUGAGGAGGUGCGACGUCGUCGUCGGGGACGGCGACGUCGGCACGCUGCGGGAGGUGAGCGUCGUCUCCGGCCUGCCGGCGGCCACCAGCACGGAGCGCCUCGAGAUCCUCGACGACGAGCGCCACGUGCUCAGCUUCCGGGUGGUCGGCGGCGAGCACCGCCUCGCCAACUACCGGUCCGUGACCACGCUGCACCAGGAGGGCGGAAGCGGCGGGCGCACGGUGGUGGUGGAGUCGUACGUGGUGGACGUGCCGCCGGGCAACACCACGGAGGAGACGCGGGUGUUCGUCGACACCAUCGUCAGGUGCAACCUCCAGUCCUUGGCGCGGACCGCCCAAGGCCUCUCGUCAAGCGCGGCAGCAACAGCGGCGGCGGGAGGGCAACCCAUAAUUAAAUGAGAUUCGACGGGCUCUUUCUAAAGCUUUCCCCUUUUCCAAUUACCGUCUCUUCGAUCUAUAUUUCUCGAAUGCCAGAAUACUGUUUCCGAUCUGAUUCCCCAUAGUUGGACUUGCAAGUAUAAUAUCGAAUGCCAGAAUACUGUUGUGCAUCAGUUUAUAAAUAUUCAAUCAACUUAUUCCUGCUUAUGAAUUAA
Molecule: messenger RNA, 933 nt
Organism: Musa acuminata AAA Group (dessert banana)
Lineage: Eukaryota; Viridiplantae; Streptophyta; Magnoliopsida; Zingiberales; Musaceae
Product: abscisic acid receptor PYL4-like
Exons: 1
Coding region: 113-739 (208 amino acids)
Biological process (GO): abscisic acid-activated signaling pathway
Cellular component (GO): nucleus; cytoplasm
Molecular function (GO): protein phosphatase inhibitor activity; signaling receptor activity; abscisic acid binding
Source: RefSeq, a predicted model, not a curated record